AUGUCUCAGCAGACUGAAUCUUGGCGCAGAAAUGCAAGCUCGACCAAACGAUACCUUUACAACGAGCUCACUGUUGCCUACAUGAGUCUCGUGGUGAUUGUCUGCUUCUUUGUCUCAGGAUUGAUUGACUCUGUUGCUUUCAACUCUUGGAAUUGUUUCGUCCAGAUGCAGACUGGCAAUACCGUCUUCGCGGCUCUUGGAUUGGGAGGACAACCUGCCGCAAGCCACUCCCAACAGUACUACAAAUCUCUCACCUCCAUUGCCUCGUUCUGUUUGGGGGCGCUCUUUUUCAACGCCCUUCAUCGUUGGCCGACAGGCUUUCAUCGACAACCAUGCUCCCGCCGACGCCUGAUCUUCAUCCUCUCCUUCUCCAUACAAACCACCUUCAUCGUCAUCCCUGCUGCGAUAGUAUCGGCAAACCUGGUCUCGAACAAGCCUUUUAUUGCCGGCGAAUUCUCAUCUGGCAACACAAGUAUUGAACCUCGCAUGACCAAUUUUCUCGAUCUUUGUCCCAUUGCCAUUCUAUCCUUUCAAGCUGCAGGUCAAGUUACACUUUCUCGGCUUCUCUCCCUCAUGGACCUGCCGACCAUUGUCCUCAGCACACUGUACCACGACUUCGUCGCCGAUCUUUACUCGUUAAGAAAUUCAUGGCAAAAGAAACCCAACAUAUUGGAAUUUUUCUGGGGCCCCCAAAAGAGACAAGUGACGCGGCUUGGAGCCAUCAUUUCCCUCUUUUUAGGGGGAAUAGUUGGUGGUGAGAUGUACAAAUCCUCCGCCGGCAUGGCUGGAGCCCUCUGGCUCGCCGCCGGCCUCAAGCUUCUCGUCACUCUGAGCUUUCUCUUCUGGAAACAAGAGAUUCCAACUACUCACGACGUUGACCAAUCCGCAUGACCCGAAUAACUGGAAUGCUUCGGUGUACGAUCUUUUGACCUCUAGACUAUAACGAUAACGACUGAACGAAAUUGCUGCUUGAGAAAAAAGGCACACUGGGUUUGGGGGGUUUUUACUGAGCAA
Molecule: messenger RNA, 1014 nt
Organism: Exophiala mesophila
Lineage: Eukaryota; Fungi; Ascomycota; Eurotiomycetes; Chaetothyriales; Herpotrichiellaceae
Exons: 3
Coding region: 1-891 (296 amino acids)
Source: RefSeq, a predicted model, not a curated record